Messenger RNA from Suillus fuscotomentosus, 1062 nucleotides. RefSeq lists its product as uncharacterized. The transcript has 4 exons. The coding region runs from base 1 to 1062 and encodes 353 amino acids. Lineage: Eukaryota; Fungi; Basidiomycota; Agaricomycetes; Boletales; Suillaceae. The record is from RefSeq and is a predicted model, not a curated record.
AUGGUUUCAAGUGGCAAAUUGUCCUCCAUUGCUCACUCCAGAGUGACUCAUUCUUCAUCCAAAUCUCGAGCUAGAAAGAAAAUUAAACUUGGAUUGAAAUCCAGAGGCACUCAUUCCAACUCCAACACAAAAAUUGGUUCACAAGGCUUAUGGCCAUCUUCCAAAGAUGUUGAUGUUUCAACACGUUCUGUGGAAAUGUGGCUCAAUCUACAGCUAGUAGAGAUAAAGCAGUCUGUUCAAUCAAUAAUCAGCCUCAUGGUCCCUUCAAUCCCAGGUCAGAGUGUGUGCACACUCAGAGACCUGGUCAAUGCAACCCUGGCUGCAAUCAACUCGUGCGCUCUCCUCAAGUUGGUCCAAUAUGACUUAGAGUUGGUACUCUCCCAUGGGACUACCACCAUAAGGAAGGGGCAGUACAGUUUCUACACAGUCAACUCAACUGUUGAUGAGUGGCCAGCACUAAUAAAGCAUCGCCCCCCAAGGAACAGUCUGAGGAGAGCUGCAGAAAGAUUGGAAGUCCCUAUGGGACACAAUGCAGAUGUCACAGGCACCAAGGAACACCUACGAGCUGUUUCGAAGGUCAAUCUGGCCCAUGUACAACAUGAUAAGUGUUGCUGUACCCUCCUACCCUUCAUUCACUCAGUGCUGCAGGCUGGUGUGGAGGAAGGCCAGUGUAAAAUGAACCAGUUUGUCGCAACCCUCACUAAGUACGACAGUAUGACAGAUCUGUUGGCAAGAACACCCCAGUUGUUCAUGGAGGAGAAGAUCAAGAGUAUAGAUAAAUACAUAAAAGCCAGUCCAAAGGCUCAAAUUGGUGGAAAUAAAAUGACUAGGGGCUUUCAUGUUGGGCUUCAUGAGUUUUUGUUCAUCACCUAUAGCAGAUCUGACUACUCUACAGAGAUGUUCCUGAAAAGCGCCACAGCACAUGUACCCUUGCAUGACAAUGUGGACAGCCUGGACGACAGCAGCCUGAAGGACGACAGCCUGGAGGAUGACCUGGAGGAUGACGCCUUCGAGCAAUGGAAGGGCAUUGCGCACAAUACAGGCACACAUGAUGAGCGCUAG